This is a messenger RNA of Oryza brachyantha (malo sina), 2090 nucleotides long. RefSeq names its product tRNA modification GTPase MnmE. Gene Ontology annotation, biological process: tRNA methylation; tRNA wobble uridine modification. Gene Ontology annotation, molecular function: protein binding; GTPase activity; GTP binding. NCBI's taxonomy places the organism in Eukaryota, Viridiplantae, Streptophyta, Magnoliopsida, Poales, Poaceae. Bases 1 to 1674 code for a protein of 557 amino acids. Gene Ontology annotation, cellular component: cytosol; cytoplasm. The record is from RefSeq and is a predicted model, not a curated record. The transcript is spliced from 9 exons.
AUGGCUCGCGCCCUCUCUCGCCUCCUCCCCGCCCUCCUGCUCCGCCGCCCUCUCCCUCCCCUCCUCCUCCUCCUCCGCCGCCGCCGCCGCCGCGUCGUCCUAACCCCUAGCCCCAGAGCCCUCGCCACGCGCGCCGAUGCCGAGGCCCUCGCCUCCCGCCACUCCCUCGUCCUCCCCGGCGACGAGCGCUCCCCCUCCCACGGCUCGGUCCAGCCGCCGCCGGACUACGGCGGGGGCGGGGGCGGGGGCGGGGGCGGCCUGGGGACCAUCGCCGCCAUCGUCACCUCCCUCGGCGGCGGCCCCGCGGCCGUGGGGAUCGUGCGGCUCUCCGGCCCCGACGCGGUCGCCAUCGCCGGGCGCGUGUUCCGGCCGGCCAGGGGGGCGGCGCCGUCGCCGUCGCCGUGGCGGCCGCGCAGCCACUUCGUGGAGUACGGGGUCGCGUUGGACGGGGACGGCAACGUCAUCGACGAGGUCCUGCUGGUGCCUAUGCUGGCUCCGAGAUCGUACACGCGGGAGGAUGUGGUGGAGCUCCAGUGCCAUGGGAAUGACCUUUGCUUGCGGCGUGUGCUCAGGGCCUGCUUGGAAGCCGGUGCUAGGCUCGCUGACCCGGGUGAGUUUACUCUUCGUGCAUUCCUUAAUGGGAGAUUGGACUUGGCACAAGCGGAAAAUGUGUCAAGGCUCAUUUCAGCCAAGUCUGCUGCUGCAGCAGACUCAGCAUUGGCUGGCAUACAGGGAGGCUUUUCUAAGCUAGUAAAGUCAAUGAGAUUAAGGUGCAUAGAAUUGCUCACUGAAAUUGAAGCCCAUCUAGACUUUGAAGAUGAAUUGCCUCCCUUGGAUCCAACAAUGCUGGUCAGCAAAAUUAAUGGUAUGACACAAGAGGUUCAGGAUGCUUUGGAUACUGCUAAUUAUGAUAAGCUAUUACAAUCUGGUCUACAGGUAGCAAUAAUUGGACGCCCAAAUGUUGGGAAGUCAAGCCUCCUGAAUGCUUGGAGCAAGAGUGAAAGAGCUAUUGUUACUGAAAUAGCUGGAACCACAAGGGAUGUAGUAGAAGCAAAUGUCUCAAUUCAUGGCAUUCCCAUCACACUUCUAGAUACUGCUGGUAUAAGAGAAACUGAUGACAUUGUGGAAAAAAUUGGCGUCCAACGAUCAGAAGCUGCUGCACUGGGAGCAGAUCUGAUUAUUAUGACAAUAAGUGCAGUUGAUGGGUGGACUGAUGAUGACACCAAACUUAUUGAGCAUGUAUUGAUCAGUAAGAAAUCCUCAGGUUCCGCAGUGCCAAUGGUCCUUGUAAUCAACAAGGUAGACUGUGCACCAUUUAUUUCAGGAGAACAGUUUGAACAAUUCAGUGGAGUUUUCAGAAAACAUGUGCAAACAUGUGCAGUCACUGGUAAAGGCAUUUCUGAGUUGGAGAAGGCUAUAAUAGAGGUUAGAGGUCUUGAUCCUCUACCUUCAGAGGGACGACGAUGGACUGUAAAUCAGAGGCAAUUUGAACAGUUAUUGAGGACCCAACAAGCUUUUACUAGGUUAGAGUCAUCAAUCAAUGAGCAGUUGCCGAUGGACUUCUGGACAAUAGACUUGAGGGAAGCAGCAUUGGCCCUUGCAACAAUUAGCGGGGAGGACAUCUCUGAAGAAGUUUUGAGCAGCAUAUUCAGCAAAUUUUGCAUUGGAAAAUGACUGGCAAGCAUUGCAAACUGCGUAUUCUUGUUGAUGCACUGAAGAUAGUUACAUUCAGGUGUUUUGAGCCGAAGCAGUAACUGCUCGCCGACACAUAGAAUGGUGUGUACAACUUUGUCAGUCUGCCACCAUCUCACUGAAGUUUGAGACAGAGCAGGAGUAAAGGACACUGAAACCUAUCAACGGUCUUAGGUUACUCGAACAUAUGGAUGAUUGAGCAAGCUCAAUGACUAGCUGCGAGGUUACUUGAUUUUUCACCGUUCACCUGAGUAGCUGUGCAAUACCUGCAAAACUUUCCUUAUCUGCGCAAGAUGUCUUUAAAUGCAGUUUGGGUCUAGAAUGAAAAACUCGUUUGUGCUGUUUCGAUCAUCCUCAGCUGUUUUGAAAUUUGAAUGAAUGGCUCAAGUGUAUCUGUA